UGUCUGAAGAAGCAGCACAGAGGGAACUCUGUGCUGGGAAAUCUACCAAAUAACACUCCUCUUUCUAAGUGUUUUCUUGUCGCUUUACUGCAUUAACAUGACAGGACAAUAGACUGAGAACUGUCACUUCUUCACUGGUAGGGGAGAGACUCUGCUGAAGCUUUGCAAAUCAACCUAUGUGCCUACAUGGCCCUUAUACUUGUUUGAAAAGAAUUUCACCAUCUCUCGACAGAAGAUGAUGAGAGAAUGUGUGAAUGAUUUGGAAAUCAAAAAUCGUUGCGUGAUUCUUAAGAGAGGCCUGUUCAAGCUAAGGUGUCAUGCAUGGCUGGUAUCUGCUUUCUGCUGACACUAAAAGAUGCCUAGAUACUCUGAAGAGGACAAUGGAAACUUCUGUUUUGAGUCCUUAAACAGACUCCUCGGUGUUCUGAAUUUUAUUGUAUUUGUUCACCAAGCACUUGUCACAUACAUGUUGGCAUGUUUGGCCGUAAGCUAGCGAAGGUAGCUGAAACCAUUUAGUCCUAAUGUGUCAAGUGCCUGGCUGUGACAAAUAACAAAUUCACAAUGGUUAGGGUAUAUGUUUUGUCUAAUACUGCAUGCAAUAACCAAGAUGAACAGCUGCUCAUUGUGUACAUACAAUAUUUUGGGUUGGUAUACUCGGCACAGUAGAAGCCUAAUGUGGGCUGAAUUGCUUGCACAGACCAGUUACUUUUUAUUGCCAAGUUGGCUGCAACAUGGAUUUGUUUUCUUUUCAAAACAGUUUUCAUACUUUUGUGAAUCAUUGGUUCUAGAAACAUUUAUUUGGGUCCUCUCACCAUUAGUUUUGGACAGGCUUCGUUCAAUUAGCUAGCUCCAUUUGAGCAACAUUUUAAGGAUCCUUUGCUUGAAAAAGUGUUACCACCACAGUUGUAAUCAUUAUUUGGCAGCCAUUUUGUGCCCAUUUGUAACCAUUUGAAUCCUUGAAUCCCGUCGUGCUAACUUCUACAACUAGCUUGUAUCAGUCCACACAGGUUAGGCUUCAUCCUGCCCUAAGUAUCCAGCCCAGUCUUUUACAGUGUGCUCUUUCUUUACUAUAGUCCAUCCAUUUGAAAUGGUUUUAUAUGUUUCUAUCUAUGAAGUGGUGUCAUUACAACUAUGUCCAGACAUCAGUGGUUGGCUUGUUAACAAUACGGACUCAUACAGUAUGUACAGUAGAGUAGUGUUUUUGAAAUAGAAUCUGUUUUAGAGUUCAGCCCAGUGGCUUUUUGUAACUUUGGUUGCAAAAAAUAUAUAGAAUCAGAACUCGAUAGAAAAGACAUGCACUUAGUUGAAGGAAUUUGCAAAGAAAUGUUUGCUUGUGUGUCAAAAUUUGAGGCUCCACACUUCUGGUAAAAAUAUUGGUAAAAAUGAUGUAAAAGCAACACAGCUUAAAGGGGCGCUCCAUCAGAUUGACACUGGAAGUCCAGCUUACUUGUCAUGAGGAGGACUACUCAGUAUAAUGUUUUCUGUGACUCUGGAGGGAGAUUCUAAUAAAAGUCACAUCUGUUGCAUUAUGGAAAAUGUAGGAUCCAGUGUUUUAACCCAUACUUUAGACAACGUCAGGACACCCUUGUUUUUUUUUUUUAAUGUACUCUUUAGUAAUUUUCUGUCCAUUAUGUGACAGAGCUGGUAAUAUUACCUCUACCUCCACAUCAGGUGAAUGAUGAUUAUUGGUACUAAUCUGUAUUCAGUAAAUCACGUAUUUCAAAUAUUAGGUCAAUUGAGUUGGCGUGUCUUUUCUCCGAGUUGUGAUUUUAUGUCCAACAUUCAUCGUGUGUCUCACUUAAUCUUGUGCGGUAGAGCUAAGAGCUAACAUCGUGGCCGGAGUAGUUUACUUGCUGUCUGUAAUGCUUAUAUGUCUCAUCUGUAUCUUUCGCUGUACUUCUGCUGUAGUCCUCGCUCAUUUUCUGUAUUUAGACAGGUAGUCGGUUGAAUGUCUCUUGCAACAAUCAGAGAUACAGAUGUUUUCACUGUACAGCAGCCAGCUAUGGGUAAAACAAACAAACAAACAAACAACCAUACCUUGUCAGAAUUGUAAUAUACUGUUUGUAUAUUUUUCUCUUAUUUACACUGAUAUUUUCACCUUGUUGUUUCUGUUUUGAAUUUUAUCUGCUGACAGUUUUAACCCUAAAUUGUUGUUUCUAAUGGCUGUGCUUUGCUUUUAAUUCAGCAGUUUUGUCUUUGUUCCUGCUUCAGUGCCAGCUUAUAUUUCCACACCUGUUUUACAUGUAUUUAGUUACGGUUGAUUCCGUAGACCCAGAUACUGUAGGAGGAAUACAAUGAUCUAACUGUUUACACUACCUUAAUAAAUAGGAAGGAUGUUGUGGAGUGUGUUGGUCAUCUUUACGAUUGGUGUUAUUGAGAAGUAUCCUGGAGCUAUUAUAGAAUCACCAGACAAGUGCAAUGCAAGCAUCCUGACACUGACAGGGAAGGAGACAUUUCAGACUUCAGACUACUCAGAUCACACACGCAACUACAGCUCUGACAGAGCUAUUGACGGUAAUACUAAAAGUUGUUCUCACACAUGUUCUGAGUCCAAAGCCAAUGACUGGUGGAGAAUUGAUCUGCUGGGUCUAUAUGAAAUUUCCUGUAUCAGUUUAUACAACACAGACCAAAAAAAUAUUAAGAUGAGCAGUGCUGAGAUCUACAUUGGGAACUCAUCUGAGAAGACUGGCACCGCCAACAAACGAUGUACAACCCUCCAUGGCUUCAAUCCUGGAACAAACAAAACCUUUAUAUGUGAUGGCAAACCAAUAUUGGGCCGCUAUGUUACUGUGUACCAACACAACUCAGACUUUGUUGUUUUGUGUGAGGUGCAGAUCUAUGGCACAAAAAAAGAUUUACGAUGGAAGCUGAUCAAAGAGAACAAAACGUGGGUAGAUGCCCUGUACUACUGCAGGGACCGCAACAUGGACCUGGUUUCUAUCCUUAAUGAAGAUAGCCAGGGCUGGGUCGAGCUGGAGGCCAAGCAGGCCAACACUCCCUUCGUGUGGCUGGGCCUUCACUACAGCUGCACUCUGGUGUUCUGGUUCUGGGUCGAUGAUCAUCGCUUAGAAUACACUCACUGGGAUUCAGGGAAAAAAAUAGACGAAUGUGACACGAGUGCUGCCAUGGCAGUAAACGGGGGUCUGUGGUCCAUCAAGCCUGACAAUGAGAAGUUAAAUUUCAUCUGUGCAGUGUAACAGAAAUUCAUGUUUUAUUUUGGCUUACAGCAAAACGGAGUUCCUGGCUUUAACCAGCUGCAACAUCUUAAUUUUAAAUGUAUUUUUUCUACUCUAUACUUUAGGCCUUGUGUGCCUUCCUAUAUAAUAUUUUGGUAAUGUGCUAGGAGUUGUAUCAGUACAUUCUUAAUUUGUAAUUCAUGAUAUGUUGGAUAUGAUAAUCACAACACU
Molecule: messenger RNA, 3407 nt
Organism: Monopterus albus (swamp eel)
Lineage: Eukaryota; Metazoa; Chordata; Actinopteri; Synbranchiformes; Synbranchidae
Product: fucolectin-4-like
Exons: 6
Coding region: 2334-3197 (287 amino acids)
Source: RefSeq, a predicted model, not a curated record